Penicillium verhagenii is the source of this 987-nucleotide messenger RNA. RefSeq names its product ATP11 family protein. The coding region runs from base 1 to 987 and encodes 328 amino acids. Gene Ontology annotation, cellular component: mitochondrion. Lineage: Eukaryota; Fungi; Ascomycota; Eurotiomycetes; Eurotiales; Aspergillaceae. Gene Ontology annotation, biological process: mitochondrial proton-transporting ATP synthase complex assembly. The record is from RefSeq and is a predicted model, not a curated record. The transcript is spliced from 2 exons.
AUGGCUUCUCUUCGAUUUCAAGGAUUGCGUUCCAUCCUCCGGGGUCAAUGUAACCCCCUGCGGACUCAGCAGCGUCGCUGGGCUCAGGUUCACGAUGUUCGCUUCCUUGCUUCGCACCACGAACCCAACCACGUCUUGGACAAGUACCGAUCCAAGCUGGACCAAAAGGCCAAACAAGAAGGACAUGAGUCGAUCGACUCCUUGAAGGAAGCCUAUAGCGAGAAGAUCCAGGAUCUGCGCUCCAAAGCCUCCACCGUGACCACUCCAGAGCCGGAGACACCCACAUCCAACACCACCGAACAACCUGCCGCUGCAAAAGCCCCCAUUGCCCAUGCUGCACGCGAAGUGUCCGGUAAAGCGAGCCCCAUCAAGCCGCUCAGCUCAUACCUUGACGUUGAGAAGAUCCGCGAGCUUCCAGCCAAGGAAAUCGAGGCCCUUUGGCGACUGCGAUUCGCUAGUAGCUCGACCUCUAUCUGCGCCGCGAUCCCCCUUGAAACAUACCAGCGCAUUCUGAACGCUGCGCGUCAAAACCCUCAAUUCAUCCUCCCACUUCCCCGCGGGGCAACUGAGGACCAGCAGGAGACCACAGCCGAUAUCCACUUCUUGCAGUGGGCAUUCCACCCGCCCGCCGGUGAAACCGCUGCGCCCUCUGGCCAGACUGCCAAUACCCAUGUUUCUACCGUCAUCUUCACCCACCUCGGUGCAUUCAAGAUGCACGGCUCUUUCGCUCAGCCGCAUUCGACUCUUACACACUACUUGGAUUUGGCUGAUGACAAGGGACUUGUGCUGAUGCACGGCCAGGUUGUGCCCGACCGCGGUGUAUCCACCAUGGAGGCGACUUGGCUUGCUAGCUGCGUGCAACGCUUCUACGAUUUCGAAGGCCAGGCCAAAGGCCGUAAGAGUGAACUCGUUCGCAUGUUCACCCAGGGAGAUGUUGAGAACUUUAAGGUCGAGGAGCUGUUGACCGAGGCGGAGAAGAUUCACUAG